Messenger RNA from Heterotrigona itama, 4049 nucleotides. The record is from the annotation of a GenBank genome assembly. Lineage: Eukaryota; Metazoa; Arthropoda; Insecta; Hymenoptera; Apidae.
AUGAUAAUAGAGAAUCCGGAUCAAUUCAAGGCGUGGCUCACUGCCGUCUUGGAGCCACUGUAAGUAGGCCAGCUUGUCCGAGAACAGUUUUAGGUGUAUGUGUAUAUGCAUUUAAUGUUGUAAAUGGCCGUACAUGUGCUAUGCUUUACACCCUAUUCAGAAUUAUAUUUACAUAUACAUUAUCCUGCUUGCUUUUGAAUGUGCGUCGAUAGAUCAUUCCGAUCAACAUUCACCCACUGAAUUAUCAUGGUUUUAAUAAUGAUCGAACGAUGAUAUGUCCAAUUUCCAGACUGUUUCUCAUCCGUAUUUUACAGCGAACGCAUUUCAAAUAAUUGAACGUAGGAUAUUCAACCCGGUUGUAUUUUAGCCCGCAAUAUGAAUUUCAUGUGUAUUUUAUUCAAAUAUUGCGAUAAGAAUACACUUUUAAUGUGUUAAUUUUCCUAUAUAAACAACUUAAGCAACGAGUCGUUCCCUAAGAAUUUGUUGACAGUAAUGCUUAUUUAAAAUGUCGUUUAUCGUUUGGAAAGGGAUUUGACAUUGUCCGAAAUAGCUUCCCCUAUGUAAUUUUUGUUAGAAAUAUUUUAGUAAUUGUUAAUAUACUUGUGAUAAAAAAUGCUUCAGUUAGGGAGAGAUGUAUUUAUAAAUACAUUAAAAUUUAAAUAUGUACAGUUGUACAUUAUUUAAAUAUUUACUUAUAUUUAUUAUAUUAUAGAAAAUAAUUUGUUACUAACUUAUAGUUAAUUAAAUAGAAAUAUGUAAUUAAUUUCAUUUAUUCAUUUGUGGUUUAUUGCUCUAAUAAAAUUUAAUCUUAUUCUGUAUUUUAUAACCUAUAAACAUGAUUUAUUUGCGUAUUAUAAAUAACAAAGUAAAAUUCUUUGCUCUCUUAUUCAUUAUAUAUACAGAAUUUUCAAUGUAAACUUAUUAUGUAUAAUUGUUAUGUGAUUUUCAUAUAAUUAUAUAUAUAUCACACACACAUUAAUUCAUAUUUUAUAUAUUUAUCAUCUAAAUAUUACAUAAUUAUUUUACAAUUAUUGUUUCAAAACAAUAUCAAUAUGAUUUUACAGUUGUGAUGCAGAUCCUGCCGCAUUAGCAAAAUAUGUAUAUGCUCUUGUUAAAAAGGAUAAAACACUAGAAGAGUUGCGAGGUGGAAUGGUUGAACAGCUUGAUGUAUUUUUACAGCAAGAAACAAAAAAUUUUGUGGAAUUAUUAUUUAAAACAUUAGAAACUCAAGAAUAUGUACUUCCACCUCCGAAAAGUGAUCCAGAUGGUGGUGGAACACCACCGGGUGUAAAUCCACCACCACCAACAUUAGCUGCAGAAAAAGUAACUGAAAGUACAAUUGCAAUUACUUCUAUGAAUACAAAUCCUCCUGCUCCACUUCAAAUGAAUGGAUCUGCACCUAUGGCAAUUGGUAAACGUGAAACUAGAAAAUCAGAUUCUGAAAAAAUUGACAAAGAAAAGGAGAAACGGUCUAGGAGUCGAAGCGGUCGAAUGAGGUCUCGAACGAGAUCACGUUCACGCUCGUGGGAGAGAGAUAGACGUAGAUCAAGGAGCAGAGAACAUAUUCGUCGCGAUCGAGAACGCGACAGGAGUCGACCAUGGAGAAAUGAAUCGCCACCAAAUACACGGCGGCAUGAUAGAAGACGGAGUAGAAGUCGUAGCACAUCACCAAUACGCCCAAGAAUACGAGAUGGUCCUGACAAUCGUGAUCACAGAGCCCGAUUUAGAAACAGGUCCCCGACACCACUUCGAUCUCGGUCUCGAUCAAGAUCAUUAGAUCGUAAAAAGAUAGAUCGUACUGAAAGGAUGGAUGUAGAUAGAACAGAAAGAAUUGAUGGGAGUCCUGGUGGAGGAACUCCAACGCAGGAUAGUAAUCACGGAGAUGUAGACAUGAGGUUGUCUACUACUAGUCAAUCAAUUCAAAGCGUCGUUGCCGUUGCUUCUAGUGUUCCAAAUAGCCAACCAGGUUUUCAAGCAAAGAGGAGAUGCAGGGAUUUUGAUGAGAAAGGGUACUGCAUGCGAGGUGAUCUCUGUCCCUACGAUCAUGGUACAGAUCCAGUUGUAUUAGAAGAUGUUGCUUUAAGUCGUGUUCUGACCUUUGGUCCACAUAGUGCUCAAGCACCAGGAACAGUACCUGUAACGGCAGUACCAGAACCACCUCCAGGACCUAAUGGAAAUGCUCCCCCACAACAUCUUCCUCUUGCAAGUUUACCUCCUCCACAUUUAAGAAAUCAACAUCAUUCUAAUAUGGAUGCUUUUGCGGAAUAUAAUCCAGAUGCACCGAGUAUGGAACCUCGAAUGCCAUGGGGUAGGCAUCCUCAACCUGGACCUGGAAUUUAUGGGAGAGGUCAACGGGAACUAAUUAGUGUGCCAGUAAUUCCACAUACAAACUCGUCUGAAAUAACACAUACUCAAACAAAUCCGUUAAAACGUAAACAAGCAUUCGACUUUAAUCGUCUUGGACCAAAACAACGAGUGGUACACAACCCAGCUAAUUGUUCCCUGGAAUUAAAAAAAGUUCCACGUAGCCUGAACAACAUAACCCAACUGAAUAAUCAUUUUUCAAAAUUUGGUAAAAUUGUAAAUAUCCAAGUUAAUUUCGGCGGAGAUCCUGAGGGAGCGUUGGUUACCUUCCAGCUACCAGCUGAAGCAAAGGCUGCAUACAGAAGUACAGAGGCUGUGUUAAAUAAUAGAUUUAUCAAAGUUUUUUGGCAUAACACUGUUAACAACAAUACAGCUGGUGGUGCCAUUGAAAAUGUACCUCCAGGAUGUCGUCCUUCUGUCAAAGAACGAUUGGGUGCUGCUGUGACCACGCCAGCGAAGACCGAAGAAAAUGAAUAUAUUCCCACUCGUCGUUCAACCGAAGAACAAGUCUCACAACCUUUGGUUCCAACAUCACCAAAGACUACCACUGUUCCUACACGAGAAGACAAAGUUCUUGCAAUAAAAAAGACACAAGAAAUAUUAGCUGCUAAGGAAACGUUAAAGAAAAAACAAGAAGAGAAACGUAAGGAGGCAUUAAAAUUAACUGCCGAUUUGCGUAAGAGGAAACAGGAAUUAUUAGAUAAGCAUUUGAUAGAAAUUCGAGCUCUGAUUGACAAAGCCGAGAAAAAUCCAGAACAAAAGGAUGCAAUUAUGGCAACGAUCAAAACUAUGCAGCAAUCUAUUGAUAAUUUACGUAAAGACUUGGCUGCGAAUGGUCAAAUUGCUGGUAACAAGUCGCAAAUCAAAUCUAGAGAACAAACACAGAAAGAGAUUUUAGACGCAGAAUUAGAUUUAAUGACAGCGCAACAGGAAGGGCAAGACGCUGGAGAAUUGCAAAAGAGAUUAAACGAAUUACGAGCACAAGCUGCUGCGUUAGGUUUAAACGCAAGUCCAGCUGUUGGCCGAGGUACAAGAUCCAGUAGAGUUAUACGAGGCAGUCAUGCAUUAUCAUAUAGGGGUCGUGGCAGAGGGAGUUUUACCCAUGUUUCAGUAGAUCAUAGACCUACGAGUCUUCUAGUCUCUGGUUACGAAACCGAAGAAAAGGCUGAAGUUUUAGCGCAUUUUCAACAAUUUGGAGAAAUAGUAAAUCAAAUAGUAGAUGACGCUACGCCUUCGAUCGUAAUCAAUUUUAAGUCAAGAAAAGAAGCUGAGAUAGCUUUAGUAAAAGGACGCACAUUUCAGGAUAGAUUGUUGUCUAUAACUUGGGUUUCUGGACAUCAUCUACAUCGUGGUGGCGGUGGUAGCAAUACAAACGCAUCUGUACAACUUUCUUCACGUUCCGAACAAGCACCACCUACCAUCGAUGAAGAUAUUGAUUUAGAAGUGAGUUCUUAAAACUUUUAGAUUGUAAUUUUUAAAAAAAUAAUUGUAUAUUAUUUUAUUUUUAUUAAAAUCUGCUCUUUUUCUGAUACACAAAUAAAUGAUAAAAAUAUAAGAUAUUUUGUCCGUCUUUCAUGUGAUGCAAACCUGUAUUUGUAUAACAGGGUAACGCUGAAGCAUUGCUUCUUGAAGAAAACGAAGAAGAAGAAGAUGAAGACGGUGAAUCGCGAAGCUGGCGGCGAUAG